This is a messenger RNA of Dibothriocephalus latus, 294 nucleotides long. Lineage: Eukaryota; Metazoa; Platyhelminthes; Cestoda; Diphyllobothriidea; Diphyllobothriidae. The record is from the annotation of a GenBank genome assembly.
GUCGACCUGCUCAAAUCUGUUACCAGCCCUGCGGUCUCGAAGCGUGAAAAGCAGGAGUGCGUGACUGCCCUCUGCAGCCUUUACUGCCAGUGGGCUUUACUGGAGGGCAAUCAGGGCGACUUUACGGCGGCGAAGAAAUAUCUAGCCGAAGCCCAACUACUCUCCAGUCAGCUGUCUGCCGACGCUCAACAGCAAUGUCAGGAGCAGAUGACACAGGUGGAGACUAUGCUGCAACGAUGGCAGGGUAUGGAGGCAUGUAUGGAAGAUCUGUUGGUGCCCAAUGAGGAAAGCUGA